Molecule: messenger RNA, 3532 nt
Organism: Daldinia caldariorum
Lineage: Eukaryota; Fungi; Ascomycota; Sordariomycetes; Xylariales; Hypoxylaceae
Product: glycoside hydrolase family 2 protein
Exons: 1
Coding region: 301-3123 (940 amino acids)
Biological process (GO): glycoprotein catabolic process; carbohydrate metabolic process
Molecular function (GO): beta-mannosidase activity
Source: RefSeq, a predicted model, not a curated record
CAGCGGUGUGGGGAUCUGAUUUAGGGAUCUAGAUGUGCCAACAUGCGCGUUGGAUCCUAAAUCCAAACAAUUGUUGCUGACGUCGCACCCAAUUAUAUUAUAUUAUUUGUCAUUCGUGUGGCGGAGCUCACCCUCACAGGAUUGUGGGAUUUUGGCCUUGGCUGGGUUGUAUUAUAAGAGUCAUGUUGUCUAGAUGUUUUCUAGCGGUUAUGAGCUAUGUUCCUUAGAGCUCACUGCGACGUGCCCUCCGGUAGGUCAAGUACUCAGCUCGCUUUUGAGUAGGUACGACAUAAAACGAAUAUGCGUUUCGCCCACCUUGCUGCGUCAGCUGCCGUGGCCGCCGCUGCGAACGUCGUCGACCUGUCCGAUGUAGGCUGGACACUUACCAACGACGAAAGGGAUAUCUCCGUUCCUGGAAAAGUCCCUUCGCAAGCCCACCUGGAUUUAUUUGCCGCAAAAGUUAUUGAUGACCCGUUAUAUGGGCUGAAUGACUUCGAGCUGCGAUGGGUCGCCUUGGCCGAUUGGAACUACACGGCCCAGGUCUUGGGGCUGUCGAAGGGGGAGGGCUUAAGCACUUUUCUGCUGUUCAACGGCCUCGAUACGUUUGCAAACAUCAGUCUCUGCUCGAAACCUGUUGCGAGCACAAACAACCAAUUCCGCCAAUAUUUCUUUGACGUCACCGAUGUUUUAUCCGGAUGCCAAUGCGAUUCUCCCGAGCUUCUCAUCGAGUUCGGUAGUGCUCCUAGAAUUGCCAACGAGCUUGCAAGUCUACCCGGAGCUCCUACUUGGCCCGGGGAUCCCUCUAAAGGCGUUCCCUUUGCCCUUGAGAUCACAUUUGAGUUCUCGAAUCGCCAGUUCAUCCGAAAGGAGCAAUCGGAUUUCGGUUGGGAUUGGGGCCCGGCGUUUGCGCCGGCAGGUGUUUGGCAGAAGGCUUGGGUCGUGCAACUUCAAGAUGAGGAGGUUCACGUUCGCAACUCGGUACUUGACAUCUAUCGCGAGGGUCAGUUGAACCUCAUCCCCCCCAAUCAGAAUGCCAACUGGGUCUUGAACGCCAGCAUCGACGUGAUUGGUACCGUGCCGCAAGGGGCGAGCAUGAACUACAAGAUUGUCGACCUUGUAACUCAGAAGGAGGUUAGCAGCGGAGAUUUGGCAAACAUCAUGAAUCAUGGAGACGUGAUUAUUGGUACUGCUGUCCUAGGGGCUAAUGAUUAUAAGUUAUGGUGGCCAAACGGACUGGGAGCGCAGAACCUUUACAAUAUCACUAUUGAUAUAGUAUCUAGAUCGGGCAAGACGUUGGCUUCCGUAGAGAAGCGUACCGGAUUCCGCACAGUCGUUCUAAACAUGGGAGAAGUUACAGAGGACGACAUAGCCAAGGGAAUAGCACCGGGUAACUACUGGCAUUUCGAGGUUAAUGGGAAAACAUUCUACGCUAAGGGUAGCAACAUGAUCCCGCCGGAUACCUUCUGGCCACGAGUAACCGCGGAGAAAAUCCGGGCGAUGUUUACUGCCGUGGUCGAUGCAAAUAUGAAUAUGCUUCGUGUCUGGGCUGGCGGCGCGUACCUCCCCGAUUUUAUAUACGACCUCGCAGACGAGAUGGGUAUCCUCCUCUGGUCCGAGUUCCAGUACGGCGAUGCCCUUUAUCCCGUCGACCCAGAAUUUCUCGAGAACGCUCGCGAGGAGGCCGUGUACAACGUCCGCCGCAUUAAUCAUCACCCUUCGCUGGCUGUCUGGGCAGGCAACAAUGAAAUCUUGCUCUUGAUGUUUUAUGUACUCUCAAUCAUCGCACCAGACAAGAUCGACUACUACCAGCAACAAUUCCAGACGCUAUUCAUAGACACGCUGGUCCCUGCUCUCUUUGGAAACUCCCGCAGCAUCAGCUACAUGUCCAGCAGCGCCAACUACGGAUAUCUGUCUCUUAAUUUCAGCGACCCGAUGCCGUACGUCGAUCGAUACAUGAACAUCACGCCGGGACACAUCUACGGCGAUACCGACUACUACAACUACGAUAUCUGGCAGGCGUUCAACAUAUCGUCUUUCCCUAUAGGUCGGUUCUCCAACGAGUUCGGGAUCACAAGCAUGCCGAGCAUCAACUCGUGGAAGAACGCCGUCGACGAGGAGGACCUGUGGUACAACAGCACGACAAUCGUGCUGCGGAACCACCACCAGCCCCCCAAUGGGCUCAACACGAGCAACUUCGACCAGGCGACGCAGGGCAUGAUCGAGAUGACGAACGCGGUGGAGACGUACUACCCGGUUCCCAUGAAGGCGGACCCCGCAGCCAACUUCUCCGCGUGGUGCCACGCGACGCAGGUCUUCCAGGCAGACUUCUACAAGACGCAGAUCGAGUUCUACCGCGUCGGAUCGGGAAAGCCCCAGCGCCAGCUCGGCACCUUGUACUGGCAGCUGCAGGACGUGUGGCAGGCGCCGACGUGGGCGAGCAUCGAGUACGAGGGGCGCUGGAAGGUCCUGCACAACACGGCGAAGGACAUAUUUCAGCCCGUCGUCGUCGCGAACCAGUUCAACGUGACGUCCGGGAUCCUCGAGGUCUACGCCGUGAGCGACCUCUGGGAGGAGAUUAAAGGAAAAGCGAGCCUCGGCUGGGUGGGCUGGGAUGGUAGCAACGUCGAUGCUGCCAUCGAGGCGGGAGACGUGGAUUUUACGAUCGGGCCGCUGAAUACCACGCUGCUCGCGAGGGUGGAUGUGAACAAGUUGAAGGCGGACGCGGCGUUCGACGCUAGUAACGCCGUGCUGGUGGCGAACUUGACGGCCACCGGAACGCUGCCGAACAGCGACGCGACCACGACGUUCACGCACACGAACUACUUCACGCCGACGCCUCUAGCUUCAGCUGCUCUGGUAGAUCCGGGUCUAAGCGUCGAGCACGACAGUAGCGCGGACGAGUUCGUGGUGCGGGCGGACAAGGGGACGAGCAUCUGGACGUGGGUUAGCGUGGGAGUAGACGAUGCGGACGACGUGAUUAUCGCUUUCGACGAGAAUGCGUUCUUGUUGAGGAAGGGCGAGGAGAAGCGCAUUAGAUAUCGGGUCAUUAGUGAUAGUGGACGGAGGUCUGGGUGGAAGAGCAGGGUUGGUGUUAGUAGUAUUUGGGAUCAGACCUUGCCGUAAGGGAUUAGGGAUAGAGUUACAGUAAGCAGAUGACGUUUUUGAUAUUUUAUUUUACGAGUAUAGGUAAUAUACUCUGCCUUCUUAUGCAAAUAAUCUUUAGAUGCUUGAGAGGUAUCUAUAUCUAUAUCUAUGCCUUUUGAUUUAUGAUGAAUAUUUGAGGACUUGUCACAUAGGUACUUGUUAGGAUUCUUUCUGAGCAUAGUUGCAAAUUCUCCCUUGGUUCAGAUAUACCCUAGAUGUAAUUAAGAUAUGUAAGAGCAUUUGAACCACUCAGUUUAAAGAUCUCUACUAUAAAGCCCGGAAAGACUACAGGAUACGGAAAAAAAGGGGGUGAUGCUAACAGCUGUAAGGCACCUUACCGGCCCGACAGCUGUAAAAAAAGGUAACCAUUGCGGGUCUCUCAGAUCUU